AUGGAAUCAAGUUGCGUUCCAAACAAAAAACCAGAGUACGGCUUGAUCAUUCUGGGUAAUACUGAAGUCGAUAAAAGUUAUAUUGGCAACCUGAUAGUUGGGUAUGAAAUAUUCAAACCAUGUGCUCGAGGAGAAGGGAUCAAAUCUGGCGUAGAUUACCACCGAAUCGAUACUGGAUCGAGUGAUCUUCUUGUAUACAACAUGCCAGGAUUGAUCGAAACAAAUCAAAAACAAAUCGAGCGUAACAAACGCGAAAUUAUGAAAGUCUUUGAACAAUAUCCUCUGUCGAUUGUUGUGUUUGUAUGGACACAAGUGGAUGGAAGACCGCAACCGGAUGAUAUUAUCAUGUUCAGAGCUCUUCAAGAAGCCUACAAGUUUCCGUGUACAUCUUUAAUAUUUCUCUUGAACGAUGUACCAAACAAACGAUCACCAACGUACGAAGGGCGAUUUUUGGCAUUGCUUACAAAGUUGUUGAACCCGAUGCCAAUCUCAUUGGAAAAUAUGAUUUUCCUCGAUGCAUUCAAUUCCGGAGAUAACGACACGUUUGAUGCAACACGUAAUCGAUUGCUUUAUUUUAUCGCAGAGCAUCGCGAAAGUUGCCAAAAACUACAAGUUGAACUCAUCGUGCGCUCCAAUGAACUUUGCCUGUUGAGAGAAGCGAUACGACGUCAAUAUUUGGAGAUAGAAAAUAAUAAACAAACGUUCGAACUUCAAGUAAUGCUAAUGACAGAAGCAUAUGCAGUCUUUAGAAAAAAUCAAGAAAAACGAUAUCAAGAUAUGAUGGUGUAUUUGGAAUUGGUAAAAGAGCAAGUAGCAACCGAAGAAGAGAAAAAAGCAGGUCUAAAGGGACAAUGCCAGCAAUUUUGGAAAAAACUUGAAGAUGAAAAAGGAAUCUGUAAGAAAGUAGGAAAAGGCUACAAAAUUGUCAAGCACGAGUUAUGCGAUAAAUACAAAUGUAGCAAAAAUGAUAACGAAAUAGAUUGUGCAAUACCUUGCAAACCGUGUGGUGAUAAUUCUGGCUUGAGUGUUCUUAUUGGUAGCGGUCUUUCUGCAGCAUCUCUGGGUGUAGCUGGUGCUGUUCUCGGUGGCGCUGUCGGUGUUGUUCUAGGCCCUUGUGCAAUCGCUACUGCCGCUGCUGGUGCUGCUGCUGGUGCUGGCUUAGGCGGUAUCAGUGGUGCGAUUAUUACUCUUUAUAUAAAUCGAAAGAAAGGACGUUCUAAAGUUCGAAAGAACUGUUAA
Messenger RNA from Adineta ricciae, 1239 nucleotides. Lineage: Eukaryota; Metazoa; Rotifera; Eurotatoria; Adinetida; Adinetidae. The record is from the annotation of a GenBank genome assembly.